AUGUCUUCCGAAUGUAGUGGACAAGCGCGCAGCUGGACAUCCAGAAGAGAGACCCCGAGCGCUCACACCCUCGCGGCCCCGGCCUCCCGGGCGCAGGUUCCCCGUGGGUGGGCGGGGCUGGGCCCAGAGAUCCGCAGGCCGCCGGGAAUAGGCGGGCGGGCUGGGCAUCCGGGCGGGUGCAGAUGCCUAGGAAAGCUCAUGCGGGACCGGGGCGCCGCUCCUGUGGGCAGGCAGGCAGACAGGCUGCAGACAUCUCUCCACCGCCGAUCCCAGACCCAGCCCCUCUUCCCGGAACCGAGGCGCCCCCAACCCCACAGCCACAGCAUCUGCUCCGUGUCGGCGCAGCGGGACCUAGGCCCGCGCCCGGCGCUGUUGUCCCCGGCGCCCGCCGUUGGCUGCGCGGUCGCCUCCAGUCCCCGUUGCCCCCUCCCAGGCUGCCUGCCCCAUUUCCCCCGCGCCUCACGGGGCCCCGCACUGGCUCCGAGAGACCCCAGGGGCGCGGUGCGCGCGGAGCGGCGCCGUGGGCGGGGCCUCGCGCAGGACGCCCCGGGAUUGGCCGCGGGAAGCAAGGGGUGGGGCCAGUCGCGGAGAAAACAGCGCGCGCGCAAUCCGGCUGCAGUCCCAGCCCGGAGCCUGAGCCUGCACUAG
This is a messenger RNA of Rangifer tarandus platyrhynchus (Svalbard reindeer), 648 nucleotides long. The record is from the annotation of a GenBank genome assembly. Lineage: Eukaryota; Metazoa; Chordata; Mammalia; Artiodactyla; Cervidae.